Molecule: messenger RNA, 2366 nt
Organism: Anopheles aquasalis
Lineage: Eukaryota; Metazoa; Arthropoda; Insecta; Diptera; Culicidae
Product: solute carrier family 28 member 3-like
Biological process (GO): nucleoside transmembrane transport
Cellular component (GO): plasma membrane
Molecular function (GO): nucleoside:sodium symporter activity
Source: RefSeq, a predicted model, not a curated record
ACUACGUGAACCACGUGCGCCGAUUCAGACGAGCAAAUCUUUCGGAACCCUUGUGGGUAAUUCCCCAGUUUUUUGCCCGAACAAUUUACCACCAUGCUUUGGGGGAUUCCUCCUCAUUCGUUGCCAUUCAAAACAGGUUGUGAUCACCUCGAUAUUACGAUCAUUCGCGCAUUGUAUCUUGUAGAUCGUGGUUCACUUUUCGUAGAGUUUCGGUUUGAUUGAACGAAUCAACCGAGUGUGUUUGUGAAUUAGAAAAGUUUACAGCAAGUGCACCGUGCAAUCAACAAAUAAUACGUUUGUUUCGUGUAAGCAAACAGCAGCGUAUCCAAUUGUAAUAGGCGCAGAUAAAGUGGCACGAGCGAGUAGAACGUGACGAGUAGAAAGGUGCCAUUUGUCCCGAACUAGCCAUCCGAGCUGGCGUUCUAUUGGUCCAUCAUCCCCAUCGAUACAAACCGAAAUUCUGGAAAUGAAUUGCUAGUGUAUUCAAAGUGAUAUUGCCCUUGAAAUAAGUAUGCCAUGGCAUCAAACGGUGAUUCCAGUUUCAAUCCAGUGGCGGCAGCGGCUGCAGUCGACGUGGAGGAUAUGCUGAAAACAUCGCCCGUGAAACUGGACAACCCCCGGUUAGCGUGGUGGCAGCACAAACAUCCAACCAUCAAACGGGUCCUGACCCUUGCUGGCCUCAACGGUGCUGUGGCGGUGUUUCUCGGAUUUGCCGUUAAACAUCACCUGGAAUCCACAUCCGAAGAAAAUGAUUGCAAACCAAACUGCGGCAUACGGUGGUGCGAUGGCUUCGGGAUGUUGCUUCUGCUGCUGGCAUUCAUCUACGCCGGUUUACUGUACUUCCUGAUCAUCAAACCGGGCAUUAGUGAAAAAAUUAAAGCCAACCUAAAGUUAGGUGGUACUUUUCUCUUCCACUUCUGCUCCCAGUGGCCAGUGAUAGUGGUAGUAAGCAUCAUGCUGCUUGCGCUGUUUGGUAUCUUUCUGUACAUUGAUCUUCGACACGAUAUCAGCCGCACGAUGUCGCUCGCCGGGUUGGUAGCCCUACUAGCACUCUCCUUCUUGGUUUCGAAACAUCCAAAAAAGGUAAACUACCGACCGGUGCUGAUGGGUUUGUUAGUGCAGAUCCUGCUGGGACUGCUCUGCAUCCGCUGGACGGUGGGCCGGAGCAUAUUCGCCUGCCUCGGAGCCAAAGUGGAUUCGUUUCUACAGAACGCAGUCAUCGGUGCACAGUUCGUUUAUGGCGAUGCACUCAUCAACCGUUACGCUGUGUUCGCCUUCUACGUGCUGUCCGUGAUCUACUUCUUCAGCUUCUGCAUCUCGAUCCUGUACUACCUUGGGGCGAUGCAGUGGGUCUUGCUAAAGCUCGGAUGGAUCCUACAGUGUGUCCUGGGGACAACGGUUUGCGAGAGUAUUAUGGCCGCUGCGAACAUCUUUCUCGGUAUAAGCGAAUCUCCACUGCUGAUACGACCGUAUCUGAAGGAUCUGACACACUCGGAGCUACACUCGAUCAUGGCAUCGGGGUUUGCUACGGUAUCGGGUACCGUGCUGGCGGCUUACAUUUCCUUUGGAGCCAGUCCGGGGCAUUUGAUAACGGCCAGUGUGAUUUCUGCACCGGCGGUGCUUUGCGUGGGGAAGAUCGUAUAUCCCGAGACGGAGAAAAGUAAAACCAGCUCCGAUAACAUUCAGAUGGAGAAAUCGACUGACUCGUCGCUGGUGGAUGCCGCAUGUAAUGGAGCGACCAUGGGCAUAUCGCUCGUGCAUGGAAUCAUCGCGAAUCUAGUUGCAUUCGUUUCGUUUAUUGCGUUCGUCAAUGGAAUCCUGGCUUGGCUUGGUAUGCUGGUGGGAGUUGAUGGCGUUUCCUUGGAAGGAAUUUGUGGUAUCAUCUUCCGACCGUUGGCCUUUCUCAUGGGAGUAUCGUGGGAGGACAGUGGGUACGUUGGAGAGAUAAUCGGUGCCAAGACGGUCAUCAACGAGUUCGUUGCGUACGAAAGAUUGGGAGGCCUGAUUCGUAAUCAAACCAUUUCACAUCGAUCAGUGACGAUUGCAACGUACGCGAUCUGUGGCUUUGCAAAUCCAUGCUCUUUAGGCAUUUCGAUUGGUGCACUAAGUGCGUUGGUUCCGAAUCGUCGACCAGCGAUCACGUCCGUUUCUAUGCGUGCGAUGUUUACCGGAUCGGUGGCUUGUUUUAUGACGGCUUGCAUUGCGGGGCUGCUGAUCAGCGAAUCGCCAACGGACGAACCGGUUCGAUUAUUCAAUGUAACAGUAUGAUUUUGCUGCGAUAAAGAAUCUACCAGUAGCAAUAAGUAUUUUGCAGAUAUUGUCACAUGAUUUAUUUGUUAAAAUAAACAUUCCAUUUCACCUUUUAA